AUGCUUCAUCAGAAACAGUUCGUUCGCAAGACGCGCAAAGGAGCCAUACAGCGGGUGGUGCGCGAACAUUACCUGCGCGACGACAUUCCCUGUGGCGCGCUGCCCUGCGCCAAGUCGCCCGCCACCGCCUGCGACAAAGAAUCCGCUCGCCUCUCGCCUAAUAACGAAACCAUCCUCGUUAUAGACACCAACGUCGCCCUGCACCAGAUCGACCUGUUGGAGAAUGCGGCGAUCAGCAACGUGGUGGUGCUGUCGGUGGUGCUGGAGGAGGUGAAGAGUCGCAACGUGGCGGUGUAUGGGCGCCUCAGGGCGCUCGUGGCGGAGGAGUCACGCCGCUUCUUCGUUUUCUCUAAUGAGCACCACAAGGACACGUACAUCAAGGCAGAGCCAGGGGAAAGUCCCAAUGACAGGAACGACAGAGCCAUCCGGGUGGCAGCGCAGUGGUACCAGCAGCACCUGGGCGGCAAAGUGCCGGUCGUGCUCAUAACAGACGAUAAAGCCAACCUGGCAAAGGCGGUGGCGGGCGGCACAAAGGCCAUGAGAGUGCGAGAGUAUGUGGCAUUGCUAGGGAGUGUGGAGCUUAUGGAUUUGGUGGUUAGCGCGGGGGAUGGGGAGGAGGGCGAGGGAGGGGAGGGAGGAGCAGGAGGGGAGGGGGAUAAGGCGGCGAGGGAGGAGGAGAACCGAGGGCUUCGGACGAAUUUGUCUCGCAGCAAGAGGAAGAGAAUCUACUCUGAUCACAAGCCCAUGUCAGCCAUAACAGCGGGGUUGCAGCGGGGGCUGUACCAUCAGGGCAAGCUGCGCGUGAGCCGCUACAACUGCUUCGAGGCGUUUGUGGGGUCCGAGUCGCUGGGGGACGAGAUCCUCGUUAUAGGCAGAUGCGAUAUGAACCGCGCCGUGGACGGCGAUGUGGUGGCGGUGGAGCUGCUGCCGCGGGAUCAGUGGAAGGAGCCGACGAGUGGCGCGCUGAGGGAGAGGGAGGACGACCAUGACGAUGCUGCUGCGGAGGAGCAGGGCGAGGAGGACUCAGUGGGUCUGCCCCCCGCCUCGGCAGACGAUGCGCCUUCCACUCUCUCCUCUGCUGCUGCUGCGCUCUCCCUGGAUAAGGAGGGGGACGGCAAGGGGGAGGGGGGUGGCGGAGGAGGGGGGAAGGACGGGGGAGGGGGAGAAGAGAGAAAGGGGCCGUCAGAACUGGCAAGGCCAACGGGGCGGGUGGUGGGGAUAAUCAAGCGCAACUGGCGCACCUAUGCAGGAUCCCUCGCCCCCAUGCGCACGCCCCCAGCGUCAGGGGGAGCAUUGGUGCGCGCCCUCUUCGUCGCGGCCGACCGCAGGGUGCCGCGCAUCCGCGUGGAGACAAGGCAGGCCGCCCAGCUGAUGGGCAAGCGAAUCCUGGUGGCCAUUGACAGCUGGCAGCCCGACAGCGCGUUCCCCUCGGGGCACUACGUGAAGACUCUGGGGGAUAUUGGAGACAGGGAGACAGAGAGCGAGCUGCUGCUAAUGGAAAACGACAUUGAUGCGCGUCCCUUCUCGCAGCAAGUGCUGGCGUGCCUGCCGCCGCUCCCCUGGUCCGUGUCUCCUGCAGACGUCACAGACCCGCGCACCAAGAGGGAGGACCUGCGCCACGUGCGUGUGUUCAGUGUGGACCCCAUCGGGUGCCGGGAUAUCGACGAUGCUCUGCACUGUGUGCCACUCCCCAAUGGCAACUUCGACGUCGGCGUUCACAUAGCGGAUGUGACCAACUUUGUGCUACCGGGCACGCCACUGGACGUGGAGGCAUCGCAGCGCGGCACAUCUGUGUAUCUCGUGGAGCGCCGCAUUGACAUGCUGCCCAAGCCCUUGACUGAAGACAUCUGCUCCCUACGUGGCGGUGUGGAGCGACUGGCCUUCUCCUGUAUUUGGGAGAUGACUUGUGAAGCAGAAAUCGUAUCGGUGCGAUUCACCAAGAGUGUUAUCAAAUCUGCUGCUGCGCUGUCCUAUGUGGAGGCACAGGCUCGCAUGGAUGAUGAGCGCAUGCAUGAUGACCUCACAAGGGACCUUCGCAACCUCAACCGCCUUGCCAAGGUGAUGAGGCAGCGGCGCAUAGACAGGGGAGCACUCACCCUGGCAUCACCGGAAGUCAAGUUUGAGAUCGACACCGAGACACACGACCCCCUCGACGUUGGCAUGUACCUGGUGCGGGAGGCCAACCACAUGAUAGAGGAGUUCAUGCUGGCAGCCAAUGUGUCCGUAGCUGACAAGAUCCUCCAGCACUUCGCCUCCUGCUCGCUGCUCAGGCGGCACCCCACCCCAUCGCCCAACAUGUUUGAGCCGCUGCUGCGCACAGCAGAGGCGGUGGGGAUUGCAGUUGACACCUCCUCCUCCAAGAAUCUUGCUGACUCGCUUGACCGCGCUGUGGGCCCUGACCCCUACUUUAACAAGCUUAUCCGAAUCCUCACCACUCGCUGCAUGACUCAGGCGGUGUAUUUUCCCAGCGGCCAGCUGGCCCCUGCAGAGUACCACCACUACGGCCUCGCAGCCCCCAUCUAUACCCACUUCACUUCCCCCAUCCGUCGCUACGCUGACGUGGUGGUGCAUCGCCUGCUGGCUGCAGCCAUAGGGUUGACACCGCUGCCGGAUCAGACCAAGGAUAAGACUGCUCUCACCGCCCUCACUGACAACCUCAACUAUCGCAACCGCAAUGCUCAGAUGGCGGGGCGAGCAUCAGUGGAGCUUCACACGCUCAUAUUCUUCCGCACUCGCCCAACGGAUGCGGAGGGUCGGAUAGUGAUGGUCCGCUCCAAUGGGCUGAUCGUCUUCGUGCCCAAGUAUGGCAUCGAGGGACCAGUCUAUCUCGUACCCAAGGAACCUCCCAAGGGGAAAGCUGCUGCAGUUGCUGCUGCCAACAAGCUCGAUGGGAAUGCACCAUCUAGUGACUGGGUGGUGGAUGAGAAGUCGCAGACGGUGGAGUCGAAAGACGGGAAGCGGCGAUUUAAGCCAUCCAGUGCAAGCCGCGAAUCCGUUUGGCGAAACCUGAACCGCGCAUGGCGCAACGGCGGCGACAAUGAUGCGCACCUCGCGGCUCCCUCCAGGGAAAACUCCGGCAAAUUCGCGACGCCAGCAGCGGAUAGCUCCGCGGUCUACAUCGUCCGCCUGAGUACCGCGCCUCCCCUCUCCGAAUACCGCGGCGGAAUCGCGGGCUACCCCGCGACGGCCACGUGGGACGACGGCAGCGACGAGGAGGGCGACAGCGACGCCGUGCCGCAGAUGAUCCUCCCCGUCGGCGAUUCCGCCGCCGCCGCAGGCGACGAGUCCGUCGAUUUGGACGACACGACACCCCUUUCAAACGGAACUGUGCCCACGCCACCCCCAAACGCCACAUCUGACGCCGCCUCCACUCCCAACGCUCGCGGCGGUCGCGGCGGUAACGGCAACGGUAACGGCGGUCGUAACGGCGGCGGCGGGUGCCCGCGACACCGGCUGAGUCUGAGCAUGGACCGCCCCCAGGUGGCGGCGUUCGCGGGGCUGCUGCAGCGGCAGCAGGCGCAGGUGGCAUCUGAGGCGGGCUUACCUGAAGACGGGCUGCUCUACAGCUACAAGCACACGUCCAACGGCUUCGCCGCGCGCCUCACGCCGCGCCAGCUGUGGCGGCUGCGGCGCAACCCCGCCGUGGCGUCCGUCCGCGCCAGCCGCGUGUUUCGCCGGCAGACGACCGACUCGCCGCAGUUCCUGGGGCUGCCCGGGAAGGUGUGGCCGGCAAUGGGCGGUCAGAGCAAGGCGGGCGAGGGCACGGUGGUGGGGAUCGUGGACACGGGUAUCUGGCCCGAACACCCGUCCUUCAGCGAUAAGGGCCUAUCCGCGCAGCUGCCCGCGGGGUGGAAGGGCAAGUGCGAGCAGUCGAGCUCGUUCCGGUGCAACAACAAGGUGAUCGGCGCCAAGGCCUUCUAUGCCGGUUUCCAGCAGAGCAGCGGCCGGCCCGUGUUGAGCAACGACUGGCUCACGCCGCGAGAUGCGGACGGCCAUGGCACGUGGUGCGCGGGGGCGGCCGCGGGGAACCCCGUGAAGGUGCAAGGAGGCGGGCAGGUGAGCGGCAUGGCGCCGGCAGCGCGCAUUGCGGCGUACAAGGUCUUCUGGACGGACGGCAACGGGGACAUGUACGCGACGGAAUCAGACAUCAUCGCAGCCGUCAAUCAGGGCGUGGCGGACGGUGUGGAUGUGCUGUCGCUGUCUCUGGGCGGCGUGAAUCCCGACGACAACUAUUUCAACGACCUCGCUUUCAUGCGUGCCAAUGCUGCCGGGGUGUUUGUCGCCUUUGCUGCCGGCAACGCCGGGCCACCCGGGCGUGGUGGGUUCUUCCGCACGUUGGACAACUUCGCCCCGUUCUACCUCACCGUUGGCGCCAGCACCAUCGCCCGAGGCGGCGCCUCCCUCGCCUCCUCUACUGCCGGUGCUCAGUCGCUCGCUCUCAGCGCCAGCCCAAACAGCAACAUCAGCUGCAACGGCACCGGCGGCAGCAACAGCACUGAUGGUACGGACGGCAGCAGCACCGUUCUGACUGCGGAUGGCGGCAUCACGUUCACGACUGCAUCCUCCUCCGCCCCGGUGGUGGCUGACUUCUCUUCCCGCGGCCCCCUGCUGCAGCCGUCCGCCACGGCCCAGCCGCCCAAGCCAGGCAACGCCAUCUUAAAGCCCGACAUCAUCGGCCCCGCAGUGGACCUCGUAGCCGCUGCUCCCGGGAAGAAACCCGGUGAAACCGGCGCUCUCGCGCGCAUGUCGGGCACUUCCAUGGCCACUCCGCAUUUAGCCGGGCUAGCCGCUUUAAUCAUCCAGAAGUACCCCAACUGGACCCCGGCGCAGGUGAUGUCAGCACUGAUGACGACGGCACGGGUGACGGACACGAGCAAGAGCCCGAUCAAGAGUGCGACAGGCGGGGAGGCCACCCCGUGGGAGAUGGGCGCAGGCCACGUGUUCCCCCCGGCCAUGCUCGACCCCGGGCUUACUUACGACGCCCGCGACCGCGACUACCAGAACUUCCUGGCCGGGCAGGACCUCAACCGCGCCAAAAAGGAGUUCCCAGGGGUGUCGCUCUCUCCUCUGGCUGUUCGGAACCUCAACCUGCCCACCAUCACUCUGCCUCGCCUGCAGGGCUCCCUGCAGGUCACCCGCACCGUCACCAACGUGGGGCAGUCCCGGUCCACAUACAGUGUAUCUGGGAAGGCGCCGCAGGGGGUGAAGGUGGGUGUGUCGACUAAGACCCUCACGCUGGCUCCCGGGGAGAAGGCGAGCUACACGCUGACGUUCACGGUUGAUACACCCAGUAAUGACUUCAAGUAUGGGUUCAUAGUCUGGGCUGACGACCAGGGUCACAGCGUGCGCUCCCCCCUUGUGGUGCAGCCGAUCUCUCGUUGA
Messenger RNA from Closterium sp. Naga37s-1, 5382 nucleotides. Lineage: Eukaryota; Viridiplantae; Streptophyta; Zygnematophyceae; Desmidiales; Closteriaceae. The record is from the annotation of a GenBank genome assembly.